AUGUCGAAUGGCAAUCGUCAUGUCAUUGAGAGAAAGGAACAAACAACCACACCACAAGAGAGAAGAAGAGAGGAAUUUGUGCAGGAAAUGAUCGAACAUGUAAAACCUCGAAUUCUUUCGAAUUAUUUUGUGGUUAACGACAGACCUUUUCCGAUCAUUGCUCCCGAAGAUAUUAUUGAGAAGGAGAAUUCGACCAAGUGUUCUUUUUGUUAUUUACAUGCUGAGCAUACGCCCUGUGGACAGGAAUUAAAAUUAAUGACUGAAUGUCAAGAUAAACAUGGACUGCCUGCACAAAUCAAUAUGGAAAAGCUUGAGGAUGUGGCCAAAGACCCUUGCUUUCCAAUUUUUGCUUCUCAUUUCUUUCCCUGCUUUAGCAAGAUUGAGACACAUCCCUAUUAUUACUUUCGAUCAAACAUACUAUUUGGACUAGGAACGAAAAAUCUUGUAAAAACUUGGUUUGAAAUCCAAAAAUUCAAUGCACUGUCAUACCUUAAUGUUAAAAGGAACAGAGGAGGUUGA
Messenger RNA from Naegleria fowleri, 519 nucleotides. RefSeq lists its product as uncharacterized. The record is from RefSeq and is a predicted model, not a curated record. NCBI's taxonomy places the organism in Eukaryota, Heterolobosea, Eutetramitea, Acrasida, Naegleriidae. The transcript is spliced from 2 exons. Bases 1 to 519 code for a protein of 172 amino acids.